UGGUUUUAAUUUCUCCUAGCAUAUCCCCAAACUCCACUCAUUCCACACUUUCUCUGUUUUCUCUCUGCGUGGCGACUAAGAUACGUUUGAAGCUUCAAAAUUAUAGCUUCUACAUUUUUAUGAAUCUUGUAGCCACCGACAAGUAAGAGGGAUCAAGAAUGAAGAAAUGGAAGGCAGAGAAAUUAUGGUGGCGUAUUUUGUUAUUCUUUGUACUCCAAUUUGGUUUUAUGUUCAUCUUCAGAAAUUCUACUUGUCAUCAAGAGGACAAAACAUGGAGACCAACAAAGUUGAUGAGGAGUGCCUUAUUAUCACCAAUAUCAAGGUUAUCCGUCCAACAUGAUGUCAAUAAGCCAAGUUUAAAGAUCUCAUUAACCCGACAUUUGUCCAGCAAUCCAAACCUUAUUGAACCAAAAACUCUCUUUUGCAAUCGAUCCCAUCGACUUUAUGAUUGGUGUCAUCUUAAAAGUCCUACUAUAUUGGAACCAAAAGAUGCUACGUUUUUUAGUAGAUCAUCGACCCCCUCAAUGAACUUGCCAAUGGUGGAAAAACUUCGCCCUUACCCUCGCAAAAGGGACAAUGACACCAUGUCUAACAUACGCGAAAUUACCUUAACCACAAAAUUAUCCCGCUCUUCAUGUACCAUUAUCCAUGACACCCCGGCUUUAGUAUUCAGCAUUGGUGGCUUCACAGGCAACUUCUUCCAUGAUUUUAAUGACGGUUUUGUCCCACUUUUUAUCACUCUUAAUGCCCUCUUUCCUGAUCAAGAAGUUACCCUAGUCAUAACCGACUAUAGUGAAUGGUGGUAUGGUAAAUACGAGGCUAUACUUCCUCAAUUCUCCAACCAUCGUGUUGUCAACCUUGACAACCAAACAGUCACUCAUUGUUUCCCAUCUGUUGUAGCAGGCCUUAUAUCCCAUGGACCUAUGACUAUAAACCCUACCUUGAUGCCGCGGCAAAAGAGCUUCCUUGAUUUCCGUGCUCUGCUUGAGGAAGGUUAUCGGAAAUGUCUCGUGUGGCCUGCACCAAAAAUCAAAGGUAGGCCAAGGCUUGUGUUGGUGAGCCGAACAGGUCCUGUUGGACGCGUUAUAUUAAACCAAGACAAUGUUAUAAAGGCGGCUCAAGAGGAGGGUUUUGAUGUGGUGAUAUUUGAGCCAUCAGCCUACACUUAUUUAUGCGAUGUUUAUCGGCUAAUAAAUGGCAGCCAUGCUAUCAUGGGUGUUCACGGAGCUGCCCUUACACACUCCCUCUUCCUUCAGCCUGGUGCACCAUUUAUCCAGGUUGUUCCACUUGGUGGUGAUUGGCUUGCAAGGACCUACUUUCGGAAUUUAGCUAAGGGAAUGAAAUUGGAGUACAUGGAGUACAAAAUACAGCCAGAGGAGAGUACUUUGAUUGAAAAAUAUGGAAAGGAUCACGUUUUCAUAAGGGAUCCAAAUUUGAUUACAAGUCGAAAUUGGUCUGCUUUGCAUAAUAUUUACUUGAGAGGCCAAGAUGUUAGGCUAGACAUAGCAAGAUUCAGGGGAUGUUUGAAGAAUGCUUAUUCUAAGGCCAAGAGAUUGAUGGAGCACCAAGGUUUGCACGUUAGGCGCCGCCCUAAAAUGAAGAAAUUUAUCAGGCCGUCAAUCUUCAGUUAUACUUAUGGUGUACAAUCAUAGGCGUCGAAUGUUAAAGGUAUUGGCAUGUUGGAACUGCAUGAGUAAGUAGGCAAAGAUUAUGGACUUUAAAUCAUUAUUUCUAAUAUCAUCUGAGGUAGCUAGGGGAGUUUAUCUGUUGAAUGCUAGACAGUAGGUGUAAGAGGAUUAGAAUUUUGAUCCACAAGGCACAAUCUUGCAACGAAUGAAGGAAGUUCAUAGCAAGCGAGACUGGGGGAUCCUUAUUCUUUCGCUUCAAUCCGGGUGUACAUUGGACAUGGUAUAGUCAAGACUAAUAUAUGCUCAAUAGCUUAUUUGAAGGAUUCAAAUGAGAAAAUAAGCAAAGCGGGUUCGAUCCAAAUGAGCAAAAUAUAAAACAGGAUGAUCGGUGCAAAUUUUUUGUUGGAUUUGGGGCAAUGGUAAUCGAGUGUGUAGUGCUGCUAUUGCAAGCUGACGAACUUAGAUAUAUCGUUGUUAUUUGAAAAUAUUCACAAAGAAUUAUUCCUUUUCCUAUAUUGUAUGACUAGAAAAUCAAAUUGAUCUUUGUCUUAAGGAUUAAUAUAUAGCUAGAAUGCUAGAUAUGGAUGUGCAAUGAGUAUAGAAUAUAGCCCAAGCAAGCAGAUGUACAUAACUACUUAAGUACCCUAGUAUGAAAUUAUGUUAUUGUAUCCCUAAUCACAUAUUGAUGUGAAAGUUAAUGUUAGUAGCUCUUUUGAGUGCGUAUAA
Molecule: messenger RNA, 2354 nt
Organism: Beta vulgaris subsp. vulgaris (sugar beet)
Lineage: Eukaryota; Viridiplantae; Streptophyta; Magnoliopsida; Caryophyllales; Amaranthaceae
Product: xylan glycosyltransferase MUCI21
Exons: 3
Coding region: 159-1652 (497 amino acids)
Molecular function (GO): glycosyltransferase activity
Source: RefSeq, a predicted model, not a curated record